UAUAAGAUAUCCUGUAUGCAACAAAGAUUUUUAAUUUUUAUUCCUCUUCCCCUUGGUAUAUAUGUAUGUAUGUAAGUAUAUAUUAAUAUGCAUAUUUGUCAAAGUAUAUAUGUAUGUGUAAACUCAACCAGAUAGCGUUGCUCAUUGUGUGCGCUGAAGGACAGUUGAGCGCAUUAACUUUCAAUUAGCCAAUUAGUAGCUGAUUGUGGAUCUCAGUGAGUAUGCAACAUUAUGAAAGGGGGCUUGGCUCUUUCAAAGGACUUUAGUCAUGUGGCACGUGCCUGGCGAGUUGCAUGCAGCUUCGCUGCGCUGCAUAAGCCGCUUGAAGCUCUGGCUGCUGCUGCUGCCGCCCCACCCGGUGCUUCAGCUGAGGCUGCUCUACACCGUUAGUUUGCUGAGCUACCUGGUUUUCAUCCUGCAUUGGCGAUUUAGCUUCAACUACGGCGUUGUCUACAAUCGCAAUGACAGUUUUUCGCGUGUUGUCGACUUGCUGAACUUUGUCACGCUGACAGCCGCCCACCUGGCCGUCGCAAUGGAGCUGAUCUGGAGGGAUCGCAGCGAGCAGAUUGAGCAGCAGCUGGAACGAGUGCGCUACGUGCUUCGAGUGCAGUUCGGCCAGAAGGUGAACAUGCUGCGAGUGCAUCGCUACUGCCGGAGCAUCAACUCAAUAUUGCUGAUAUGCUGCCUAAUGCUGCUGCUGAUGACCAUUUACAAUAAUCUGGUCACCAACAUGUCGCGGCUGCUCGUCUACGCCUUCUACUCGGAAGUUAUUCUGCUGUUGCGCCUCAGCGAGUUUUCUGUGUUCGCGGUGCUGAUCUUGGUCUUCUACAUGGAGCUGACUGAGGUUAGCCGCCGGCUGAUCCUGGAGCUGGACAAGACACGCUAUGAGGUCUCGUCUCUGCGCCGCUUGUCGCUGGAGCGCUUGUACGUGCUGCAGCACCUGCUCGGGCUGCUGUGGAACACAGUGCGGCUCAUCGAACGCAAUUUCGCGCUGAGCCUGAUAGUUGUGCUGCUCAAGUACUUUGUGGACAUCUCCGUCCUGCCCUACUGGAUGUUUAUCAACAACUAUAACCAUGUGGAUAUUUCCACUACAUACUAUUGCGCAACUGAGGAGUCCUGCAAGCUGCUGCUGACCUUUCUGCCCAGCUACAUCUGCACGAGAUGCGAACAGAUGCAGCGCCAGCUGCGCUCCACUCUGCACGGAGUCGCCACAGAUCGGCAUAAUGCGCAGCUGAACACAGCUCUAUACCGCAUCUCGGCGCAGCUGGGCCAGGAGUCCUUCAGGUUCAGUGCUGGCGGCUUGAUGGUAAUCAAUAACGAGUCUCUGGGCAAGGUGAGUGUAUCGACUUACCAAAUCAACUUCAAGGCCGCUUCGCUAUUUCCGUUUCUAUUACAGUUUAUCUUUGGCAUGAUAAGCUACAUAAUCAUUUGCAUACAAUUUCGCCUGGCCCUAAUCGACAACAACCCCGAGGAAGUCGCUCAGAGCUUCGUUACGGUCGCACUGCGACGCUAA
Drosophila mojavensis is the source of this 1513-nucleotide messenger RNA. Its product is annotated as putative gustatory receptor 98a. The record is from RefSeq and is a predicted model, not a curated record. Gene Ontology annotation, cellular component: membrane. The coding region runs from base 269 to 1513 and encodes 414 amino acids. Lineage: Eukaryota; Metazoa; Arthropoda; Insecta; Diptera; Drosophilidae. The transcript has 2 exons. Gene Ontology annotation, biological process: sensory perception of taste.